GAGAUGUGCAGUGAAGAGGAGGUGGAGUAUCCUCACUAGCCUGCAAUAACUUGAUUGAAUCUGACAGGAAAAAAAAACACUUCAGUAACUCUUCUGGCAAACAUAGUCUCAUCUCAUUGUAAAAUAGCUGGAGAAUCUACACUGAAACCAUGAUUCCCCUGUUAACGGGCUUCUUUGUAUUGUUUUCUCUCCAAAGCUCUGCACUCCCCUUGCAAAAUGGCUCCCUUCCCCUCCCUCGGACUUUUUCUGGUCACUUUGUGAUGGCCACUGAUGAGGCUGUCGACUAUAUUGAUCUGUCUGCGUUGGACCUUUUGAGGGAUGAUGGAGGUUCUGGUUUCAGUUCUGAGCAGGAGUCGGUAAAAAGACGCCAUCAUCAUGCCCAGAAGCAGUUUUUUGUCUCUGAAGAAACCAAAGCAUUUCUCCAGGGUCGCCUAUCAACGAGCUUCAUCCCGACUGUUUACAUCCUCGUCUUCAUCAUCAGCGUGCCCCUCAAUCUUGUUGCCAUGGUAAUGUUUGUGCGUCACAUCCGUCCCAGGAAGCCAGUGGUGAUCUACAUGCUGAACUUGGCCUCUGCGGACCUGCUGCUCGGCCUGCUGCUUCCCUUCAAGAUUGCUUACCAUUACCAUGGCAACAACUGGAUCUACGGCUCCUUCAUGUGCAGAGUUGUGACUGCGGCCUUCUACUGCAACAUGUACUGCUCUGUCCUGCUCAUCAUGUGCAUCAGCGUCGACCACUUCCUGGCUGUGGUUUACCCCGUGAACUCGCUGACGUGGCGAAGCCCGCAGACAGCCUCAGCUGUGUGUGCUGCUGUGUGGCUGUUAUCUCUGGGAGGAGUCUCCCCUCUGCUGGUCUCAGGACAGACUGUCUACUUAUCAGACCUCAGCAUCACCACCUGCCAUGAUGUGCAGGAUGUGGAGAAACUGCAAGCUUACUACCUCUACUUCUUCCCCAUCUACUCCUCUGUCUUCUUCUUCAUCCCUCUAAUGUUCACUGUUGUCUGUUACGUGCAAAUCAUCCAGGCUCUGGCAGCUGCCAAUGUGGAGAAUCUCUCCAGGAAGACUCGGGCCGUGGUGAUGGCUGUGGUGGUGCUGCUGGUGUUUGUGGUCUGCUUCACCCCCACCAACAUCAUCCUGAUGGUUCACUAUGUUCAGCUGGCCCACAGGUCCGGCGACAGCUCCUACCAGGCCUACCUGCUCUCCAUGUGUAUCGGCAGCCUCAGCUGCUGCCUGGAUCCGGUCCUCUAUUACUUCGGCUCCUCUCAGUGCCAGAAGCAGGUGGCAGCACUGCUCAGGUGGAGGCAACUGGAAGGAUCAGAGAGUAGCUCAGAAACACACAGUACAAGAUCCAGUGGGUGGACAGAGAGCAGCAGAUCAUGCAAGUUGGAAGGCGUUCAGGCUGGUCUGGGGAGCCAAUACAGCAGACUGGAGGAUUAAAUCAACAGACAUGAGGAGCCUGAUUCUGAGAAACUUUUCAAACUUUCACACACAUCCACCGUAUGAUACAAUCAAGUUGGAUCAAAAGAAAUCUCCAGUGCCCUGCAGUGCUGGAUUUAUUUUACUGAAGCGAGCAUAUCUAGUGUAUCCGUGUGUACCUGGAAAAGCAAUUAGCUUCUAUGCUACUUUGUAAUCUUAGAAUAUCUAUUAACCACUAUGACAGUGAGCUGAAGUCACAUAGCAAAACAUUUGUUGUCAUUUGUUUCAGAUUUCUGUCAUAUUCUUGCUUUCUUUGAAAUAUAAAUAAUACGCAUUUUGUGCAUCGAUAAUAAUUCAGGUUCAAUUCCAAAAAUGUUACAAGUGAUGUAUUAACUGCAAUAUUUUCAGACAAAAAAUGUGCUCUCUAUAUGAUUUUAAUAAUGCAAUACAGGAUAUCAUCAUCUGUUACAAGUUUCAUCAAGAAAAAUGCAAAGUAGAUUGAAUCAUUAAUCACUUGAUGUACUGGCAUUCGUGAAGCCAACAAUAUGUGUAAAAUACAGAUAAUUCAGUCAAAACAAAUAACAUAUUUUUUCUUAACACAAA
Amphiprion ocellaris (clown anemonefish) is the source of this 2015-nucleotide messenger RNA. It is a transcript of the gene f2r, whose product is annotated as coagulation factor II (thrombin) receptor. Gene Ontology annotation, cellular component: membrane. Gene Ontology annotation, biological process: thrombin-activated receptor signaling pathway; positive regulation of Rho protein signal transduction; phospholipase C-activating G protein-coupled receptor signaling pathway. The record is from RefSeq and is a predicted model, not a curated record. Gene Ontology annotation, molecular function: thrombin-activated receptor activity. Bases 150 to 1433 code for a protein of 427 amino acids. The transcript is spliced from 2 exons. Lineage: Eukaryota; Metazoa; Chordata; Actinopteri; Pomacentridae.